GUUUUUUUCGUUUGUUCGCACCGAAACAUUACUCCAGAGAUUUAUAGUUGCAAAAAUUGAAACUCUCAAAUUUAUUCUGUAACGGUCCUCUUCGCGCCAUCUUUUGCUGAUACGGGGACUCAGGUGGACAGUCAAGCACCCGCCGGAGGCGGCUCAGCCUCUGUUUUAUUCCCUUCCCCAGUCGCCUACGACCAGGACCAAAUCGAGAGCACUAAGACCUUGAUUUGUGCCCUUAAUUUACUAUCCCGCAAUCUCCCCCUCCCUCAAGACGUUUUUGAUGCUGUUUCCUCCAUCUUUUUCGCGGAGGAGGAUGAAGCGGAUGAAGACAGCGCCAUGGAGAACUCGUCCAGCCAAGUGGCUGGAGCUAAUUAGUCCACCGGAGGCAGGAGCUAAUUGGUCCACAUUCCAUAGUUGCUUUUAAAUGCCAGACUGUUGAUUUAUUUUGAUUGGUUCUGGCAUGGAAACUUAUGGAGAACUGAUGGCAGAUUUUGAGGAUUCAUUAUUCAAAGAAAAAUCUAGCCAUACAUCAGGUUCUGCAUUGAAAAGAUCGAAGGAAUUACGUCAUGAGAGCCACAUGCAUAGUCGCUUGGUUGAACUUGAAGAUUUGCCAACUAGCAGAGGCGAGGACCUGCAGUUGAAGUGCUUGAUCGAACUUUAUGGAUUAAAGCUCACAGAAUUACAGCGCAAAGUUCGUUCUGAAGUGAGUUCAGAGUACUGGCUUCGUGUGUAUUGCUCUAAUCCUGAUGAGCAGUUAUUUGACUUGGGUAUGAUGCGAUUGAGCCACCCUAUAUAUGGAAUUGGAGAUGCUUUUGCUGUUGAAUCUGAUGAUCCCUUGAAGAAGAAGCGUGACGCUGAGAUUUUUGAAGUGUCACAGUGUCCCUCUGUGAUUCCCAGCUUUCUAAUAUGGCUGAAAUGGCUUCACAGAGGUUAUCAAGAAUAGAAGAAGAGGCAAGAAAUCAUGUGGAAACUAAGAAAAGAAAAUUCUUUGCGGACAUACUUAAUGCAGCACGCGAACUCCAACUGCAUGUACAGGCAGUUCAAAAGCGUCGAAAACAAAGAUAUGAUGGUAUCCAGGCAUGGCAUGGAAGGCAAAGACAACGAGCUACGCGAGCAGAAAAGUUGAGGUUCCAGGCGCUUAAAGCUGAUGAUCAAGAAGCAUAUAUGAAAAUGGUUGAUGAGAGCAAGAAUGAGCGGUUGAGAUUGCUUUUGCAAAACACCAAUGAUCUUCUUGGCCGUCUGGGAGCUGCUGUCCAACGGCAAAAAGAUGCUGAUCAUGAUGGUAUUGAACCUUUAGAAGGUCCAGGUUCUGGUUUGCAAGAGUUGACUGCAUCAAAAACUGGUACUCCUGGACUGUCAGCCCCCGAGGAGAAUGAGGAUGUUGAUAAUGAAGCUACUUGUGACACAAAGACAAAUGAUUUACUCGAAGGACAACGGAAAUAUAAUUCAGCAGUGCAUUCAAUCCAGGAAAAGGUAACAGUGCAACCAACCAUGCUUCAGGGUGGAGAAUUAAGACCUUACCAGAUAGAAGGGCUUCAAUGGAUGGUGUCUCUGUUCAAUAACAAUCUUAAUGGAAUUUUAGCAGAUGAAAUGGGGCUGGGGAAGACAAUUCAAACUAUUUCUCUUAUUGCACAUCUAAUAGAAAACAAGAGUGUGACUGGCCCGCACUUGAUUGUGGCCCCAAAAGCUGUACUGCCAAAUUGGAUGAGUGAAUUUCAAACAUGGGCACCUAGCAUCAUUGCUGUUCUUUAUGAUGGGCGGCUAGAGGAAAGGAAAGCAUUGAGGGAAGAGUACUCUGGGGAGGGGAAAUUUAAUGUGAUAAUAACCCAUUAUGAUCUUAUCAUGAGAGAUAAAGCAUUUUUGAAGAAAAUUCACUGGUACUACUUGAUUAUUGAUGAAGGACAUAGGUUGAAAAAUCAUGAAUGUGCUCUUGCACGGACUGUCGCAGGCUACCGAAUCAAGCGGAGACUUCUAUUGACUGGUACCCCAAUUCAAAAUAGCUUACAGGAAUUAUGAUCACUUCUUAAUUUUCUCCUACCAAACAUAUUUAAUUCUGUGGAGAACUUCGAGGACUGGUUUAAUGCGCCUUUCUCGGAUAAAUGUGAUAUCACUCUAACAGAUGAAGAAGAGCUAUUAAUUAUUCGACGUUUGCACCAUGUUAUUAGGCCAUUCAUAUUACGGAGGAAGAAAGAUGAAGUGGAGAAGUUCCUUCCUGGGAAAACACAGGUUAUCCUGAAAUGCGACAUGUCAGCUUGGCAGAAAUUAUACUAUCGCCAAGUUACAGAUGAAGGGAGGGUAGGACUGGGUACUGGAACUGGAAAAUCCAAAAGCUUGCAGAACUUGUCUAUGCAACUCAGGAAAUGUUGCAAUCACCCUUACCUCUUUGUGAAUCAGUAUAAUAUGUGGCAAAAGGAGGAAAUCGUGAGAGCAUCUGGGAAAAUGGAGCUUCUUGACCGCUUACUUCCCAAACUCCGUAGAGCUGGACAUAGGGUCCUCCUUUUCUCACAGAUGACCCGUCUCAUGGACAUUCUUGAAAUCUAUUUGCAACUGAACGAAUAUAAGUAUCUUAGACUUGAUGGCGCAACAAAAACAGAGGAAAGAGGUUCUUUGGUGAGACAAUUCAAUGCCCCAGAUUCCCCUUACUUCAUGUUUCUCCUUAGUACCCGUGCUGGUGGACUUGGCCUGAAUCUACAGACAGCAGAUACUGUGAUAACCUUUGACAGUGAUUGGAACCCUCAAAUGGACCAACAGGCAGAAGAUCGAGCACAUCGGAUUGGUCAAACGAAAGAAGUCAUGGUAUUUGUUUUGGUUAGUGUAGGAUCAAUUGAAGAGGUCAUCUUGGAGCGCGCAAAACAGAAGAUGGGCAUUGAUGCUAAGGUCAUCCAGGCAGGGCUGUUCAAUACAACUUCCACUGCUCAAGACAGGAGAGAACUGUUAGAAGAGAUCAUGCGUAGAGGUACCAGCACUCUUGGGACUGAUGUGCCUACGGAGAGAGAUUAAUAAUCUUGCAGCACGGUCAACAGAGGAAUUUUGGCUCUUUGAGAAGAUGGAUGAGGAGAGAAGGCAAAAGGAGCGUUACCGGUCUCGUCUCAUGGAAGAUCAUGAGGUUCCAGAUUGGGCUUAUGUUCAAGCCGAUUCCAACCAAGGAAAAGGAAAAGGAUUUCUACAUGACAGUGCCAAUGUAAACGGAAAAAGGAAAAGAAAAGAGGUUGUGUAUAUUGACACACUGAGUGAUCAACAGUGGAUGAAGGCUGUGGAGGAUGGGGAAGAAUUUCUGAAGCAUGCUUCUGGAAAGAAGAGGCGGCAGCAGGAGCAUCAGAAGCCCAAUGCCGCUGCUGCAGACGAUUCAUUACCUACUAACACGCUGAGGGAGCAUGAAGAGCAGCAGGCUGAUGUGCCUCUGCCUCCUACAAAUAAAUGGAGCGAGCAACAACGGCCACCUACCCCACCUUGUGAUACGCCUCUUAGUAUUAGUUCCAGAGGGGAGGGAGGGGAGAGGGCUCGUGAGGUGAAAAGUGAAACUGCUUCACUGGCAAACGAAGAGGGAGCAACAACAAGUGAAGACACUAUUGGAACAAUGUCUCCAGAAAGGUACAAACCAGUAGUAGCUCCCCCACCGUCACAGAGGAGUGACUAUAACAGUUUGACUUGUAAUUUAGGUGGACCAACAUGGAAGGCGCUCAAGAGAAGGAGAUCCAGCUUGGCAUAAUGAAUGUUACUUUUCGUUACAGAUAUACUGUUGGAAGAGGGCCAUACGGUGCAGAUGAAAGAAAUGACAACCUUCCUGGUUGCUGGCUGCUAUUGGUUAAUUUGGGCAGCCUAUCAGGCUUAGUAGUCCAAGAUGAGCAAAUCUGGUAGUCCAAGAAAACAAGGCAAAUCCUGAUUGUUAUCUCAACACCCCAGCUAAACCUUCACCUUGUUCUACUUUUGCAAACAAAAUGUAUUUUUGCUGCGGUUCCAUUUUAUAUCUUGCCUGUCAUUUUGGUUUGUCCCACAAGGCCACGAUGAUGUCCUUUUUCUAAAUUUACAAUUUUGUCUCUAAUUUAUACCCUUUAUUGUGUGAUAUUAACAACUAUUUGUACAAGUUCUUACAAUAGUUAUGCACCAUUUAGGAGGUAAAAUUUGC
Messenger RNA from Cuscuta europaea, 4123 nucleotides. Lineage: Eukaryota; Viridiplantae; Streptophyta; Magnoliopsida; Solanales; Convolvulaceae. The record is from the annotation of a GenBank genome assembly.